AUGUACCAGAUGGUCAACUCUACAAAGUACCUAAUGGCAGUUAGCAGUGACAAAUCGUGCGAUGGCUUGCCACAGAUGUUGUCCAAUGAACAGAGAGGUUUAGUCAACUGGUUGCUGCCAAAGGAUGAAUCCAAAAUCAAUCUGAGACCCACACGCUCGGCAUCGGAUACCAAAAACAGCAUUAAAAACUUCUCUGGCUCCAGAUUUUUCUGGCGAACAGGCUAAUAAGUUCUAUAUUUUUACAUACAAAAUUACGCCCUGAUUCUAAUUUUUACAUCAUUAACUUUUAAAA
This is a messenger RNA of Myzus persicae (green peach aphid), 292 nucleotides long. RefSeq lists its product as uncharacterized. NCBI's taxonomy places the organism in Eukaryota, Metazoa, Arthropoda, Insecta, Hemiptera, Aphididae. The transcript has a single exon. The record is from RefSeq and is a predicted model, not a curated record. The coding region runs from base 1 to 225 and encodes 74 amino acids.